AUGAGCUCCUUAGAAGAACGCAGAGAGGCACGUCGUAGACGGCGGGGUGAUGACGAAGAUGCACCUCCAGCUGAAGAGGAUACAAGCAGCAGAAGGAGGGGACGUCGAGGGACCGAAGACGAAUCUGCUUCAGAGGAAACUCCAAAAGCGGAACCGGAAGCCGAAGCAGAGCAGGCGCCGGCUGCGGCCGAAGACGAUUCCAGUGCCAGGGAGGAGGAGGAGAGGAGACAACGGGAGGAGGAGGAAGCGGCUGCUGCCGAGGCUGAGAGGCGAAGACAAGAAGAGGAUCGAAGAAGAAAACAGCAGGAUGAAGAGAAGAGACAACAGGAAGAGAAACGCAGAAGGGAAGAAGAGGAAGAAAGAAAAAAGGCACAGGAAAGAGCUGAACGAGAGAGGAUGGAAGCUGAAGAGGAAGCCCGGGUUCAAGCUGAAGAGGAGGAGAAGAAGAAGAAGAAAGGCAAGAGGAAGGGACUUGGCGGCUUGUCUGCAGAGAAGAAGAAAUUGCUGAAGAAACUGAUUAUGCAAAAAGCAGCUGAGGAUCUCCGUAAUGAGGCAAAGCAGAAAGCGGCUGAGAAGGAAAAAUAUAUCAAUGACAGGGUUCAAAUAAUCAAAACUGAGGGAAAAUCACAAGCUGAGCUUGAGCAGCUGGUCAAAGAACUCCACCAGAAAGUCUGUGUCUUAGAGGAAGAGGUUUACGACUGGGAGAUCAAGAUUCGCAAACAGGACUUUGAGAUUAAUGAGCUGACACUGAAAGUCAAUGACACAAAAGGAAAAUUCAUCAAACCAGUGCUCAGGAAGGUCAACAAGACAGAGAGCAAACUCAAGAAAAUCACCAAACAAAUCAAGGAAUCUACAGAUUUCAGAGGCAACCUGAAAUCUACAGGUCAAAACAAAUACGCUCUCGAUGAGGAAGAG
Messenger RNA from Candidula unifasciata, 915 nucleotides. The record is from the annotation of a GenBank genome assembly. NCBI's taxonomy places the organism in Eukaryota, Metazoa, Mollusca, Gastropoda, Stylommatophora, Geomitridae.